This is a messenger RNA of Cajanus cajan (pigeon pea), 816 nucleotides long. The record is from RefSeq and is a predicted model, not a curated record. Lineage: Eukaryota; Viridiplantae; Streptophyta; Magnoliopsida; Fabales; Fabaceae.
AUGGAGAUGAUGGCAAUGGCAAUGCAACAACAAAGUGCUCACUUUGCUCAGAUGGAGGCAAGUAGAGCUGCAACUGAGGCAGCUAGACCUGUUAUGUCACAAGAAGGGAGGGACUUGAAGAUCUUUGGGGUUCUUGGGUCUACUGAUGAGCGAAAAUUUGCUUAUGUAGUGUACAUGCUAGUAAGAGAGGUUGAGUAUUGGUGGAGAGGCACCAGGCAGAUGUUGGAAAGUAGAGGUGUAGUAGUUGACUGGGAAUGCUUCAGGAGAGUAUUUUUGGAGAAGUACUUUCCGGAUAGCAUUAGAUAUGCUAAGGAGAUGGAAUUUAUGCGACUAUACCAAGGGAAUAUGACUAUUUCUGAGUAUGCAAUGAAGUUUGAGCAUCUGGCUCGGUUUCUGGCCCUGGUUGAGAAGGCGAAGAAAAUUGAGAGAUUGGAAGGUGAUGGUGGAGGCAAGGCUAUCAGGAAUCAAGAGGGAUCAUCAGGAUUCAAGAGGGGAGAGAUGCGUGUGAGAUGCCUCAUUGAGGUGUCUGGUAGGAAGUUCAGGGUGAACUUGAUUUGUUUACCCAUGGUGGAUAUUGACAUAAUCUUAAGGAUGGAUUGGUUUUCUGCCAAUCAUAUCCUUAUAGAUUGUGCCAAUAAGAAGUUGGUAUUUCUUCAAGUGGAGGAUGAGGUGUUGGUGUCAACUAAUCAAGCUGAAAACUUGUUAAGGGAUGGAGCAGAGUGUUUUGCCCUAUUUGCUACUAUGAGUGUAGAAACUGAAAAAGUGAUCAAUGGGAUUGAAGUUGUGAAGGAUUUCCUAGAGGUGUUUUGCAGAUGA